AUGUCCUUGACCAAUGUGCGAGAGGUGCCGCUCACUUUGACGGAUGUACUGUUGUAUCCCCAAGAUAGUACCUUGUCAGAUGUGGAAACACAAACAUGUCCCCCCGUCAUCCUUCAGCGUGAGAUGGAUCAAGCCUACACCGGAAUCAACCACAAGCAAACCGCCAUCGUUAUCGAAAAUCAGGCCGCGGGGCCUGGUGAACCCAUUGGCAACCAGACGGAACGCCCAGCCGUCUGCCACGGCGGGCGUGGGAUAGUCGACGGUCAGAGUAUUGGCGCAGUCAGCAGCGAGGACGACGCUGGGCAGUCCUGCCAGGGCAAGGAAUGGCAAUGUGCGCUUCACCAUGGCGUGAGACGAUUGGCACAGGUUGGACAGGAAUUCGGAUACGGAGGAUAG
Molecule: messenger RNA, 396 nt
Organism: Clonostachys rhizophaga
Lineage: Eukaryota; Fungi; Ascomycota; Sordariomycetes; Hypocreales; Bionectriaceae
Source: the annotation of a GenBank genome assembly